Molecule: messenger RNA, 2796 nt
Organism: Tarenaya hassleriana
Lineage: Eukaryota; Viridiplantae; Streptophyta; Magnoliopsida; Brassicales; Cleomaceae
Product: sucrose synthase 4-like
Exons: 13
Coding region: 122-2545 (807 amino acids)
Biological process (GO): sucrose metabolic process
Molecular function (GO): sucrose synthase activity
Source: RefSeq, a predicted model, not a curated record
AUGUGCAUUGCACAUAGCAUUUUCAUCAUCGUCUCGUAACAAAAGCUUCUCUUGUUUCUUGAUCAUUAUCUUCUUCUUGUUCUUGCUACUUUCCAGUUCAGUGUUCUCUUGAUCUUCAUCAAUGGCGGAACGUGUGAUCACUCGCGUCCACAGCCAACGUGAGCGUUUGGACGAGACGCUCGCCGCUCAGAGGAACGAAGUCCUCGCCUUGCUCUCGAGGGUUGAAGCCAAAGGGAAGGGAAUUCUGCAGCACCACCAGAUCAUUGCUGAGUUCGAGUCUCUACCUGAAGAAACCCAGAAGAAGCUCGAAGGUGGUGCCUUCUUUGAAGUUCUUCGAUCCACUCAGGAAGCAAUCGUGUUGCCACCAUGGGUUGCUCUCGCGAUCAGGCCAAGGCCUGGUGUGUGGGAAUACAUAAGAGUGAAUCUCCAUGCCCUUGUCGUGGAGGAGCUUCGUGUGGCUGAGUAUCUUCACUUCAAGGAAGAACUCGUAGAUGGAAGUGCCAAUGGCAACUUCGCUCUCGAGCUAGACUUCGAGCCAUUCAACGCUUCUUUCCCUCGUCCGACACUCUCCAAAUACAUUGGGGAUGGAGUUGAGUUCCUAAACAGACAUCUCUCUGCUAAACUCUUCCAUGACAAGGAGAGUUUGCAUCCAUUACUCGAGUUCCUCCGUGUCCAUGGCCGCAAGGGCAAGAAUCUGAUGCUGAACGACAGAAUCCAAACCCCUAGCACUCUGCAACACGUGCUGAGGAAAGCAGAGGAGUAUCUGACAUCUCUUGCACCAGAAACAGCGUACUCCGAGUUCGAACACAAGUUUCAAGAGAUUGGAUUGGAGAGAGGUUGGGGAGACACAGCAGAACGUGUUCUUGAGAUGAUCCGUCUUCUGUUGGAUCUUCUUGAAGCUCCUGAUCCUUGCACUCUCGAGAAUUUCCUCGGAAGAAUCCCUAUGGUUUUCAACGUUGUGAUCCUCACUCCACAUGGAUACUUUGCUCAGGACAACGUUCUGGGUUACCCCGACACUGGUGGUCAGGUUGUGUACAUAUUGGACCAAGUUCGUGCUCUGGAAACCGAGAUGCUUCAGAGAAUUAAACAGCAAGGACUGAACAUCACACCGAAAAUCCUCAUUAUUUCCCGGCUACUCCCGGACGCAGUCGGAACUACAUGUGGUCAGCGUAUCGAGAAGGUGUACGGAACUGAAUACUCCGACAUUCUUCGUGUGCCCUUUAGAACAGAGAAGGGGAUAGUCCGCAGAUGGAUCUCAAGAUUCGAAGUCUGGCCUUACCUCGAGACUUACACCGAGGAUGUCGCCCUCGAGAUCUCGAAAGAGUUGCAGGGAAAGCCUGACCUGAUCAUCGGCAACUACAGUGACGGGAACCUAGUUGCUUCAUUGUUGGCACAUAAACUCGGUGGUGUCACUCAGUGUACCAUUGCUCAUGCCCUCGAGAAGACGAAGUACCCCGAUUCAGAUAUCUACUGGAAAAAGCUCGACGAAAAGUACCAUUUCUCGUGCCAGUUUACCGCUGAUCUCUACGCCAUGAACCACACUGAUUUCAUCAUCACCAGUACUUUCCAGGAAAUCGCCGGCAGCAAGGACACAAUUGGUCAGUACGAGAGUCACACCGCCUUUACGCUUCCGGGGCUAUACCGUGUUGUUCACGGGAUCAAUGUGUUCGAUCCGAAGUUCAACAUUGUCUCCCCUGGUGCGGAUAUGAGCAUUUAUUUUCCGUACACGGAGGAGACCCGUAGGUUGACAUCGUUCCACCCCGAGAUCGAAGAGCUUCUUUACAGCGAAGUGGAGAACGAGGAGCACUUGUGUGUCCUGAAGGACAAGAAGAAGCCGAUCCUCUUCACCAUGGCGAGGCUUGACCGUGUCAAGAACUUGUCUGGACUCGUCGAGUGGUACGGUAAGAACACCCGCCUUCGGGAAUUUGUCAACUUGGUUGUGGUUGGAGGAGACAGGAGGAAGGAAUCAAAGGACAUCGAGGAGAAAGCCGAGAUGAAGAAAAUGUACGAUCUCAUCGAGAAAUACAACUUGAAUGGCCAGUUCAGGUGGAUCUCCUCUCAGAUGAACCGUGUCAGGAACGGUGAGCUGUACCGCUACAUCUGUGACACAAGAGGAGCUUUCGUCCAACCCGCUCUGUACGAAGCUUUCGGGUUGACAGUCGUCGAGGCAAUGACUUGUGGACUCCCGACUUUCGCCACUUGCAAUGGCGGUCCUGCAGAGAUCAUUGUGAACGGAAAAUCGGGCUUCCAUAUCGACCCUUACCACGGCGACCAAGCCGCCGAGAUUCUUGCAGAUUUCUUUGCCAAAUGCAAGGAGGAUCCAUCGCACUGGGACGAGAUCUCACAUGGGGGGCUUCAGAGGAUCGAGGAGAAGUACACUUGGCAAAUCUACUCGCAGAGGCUUCUGACACUCACCGGGGUCUAUGGCUUCUGGAAACAUGUCUCGAACCUCGACCGCCUGGAGAGCCGACGCUACCUCGAGAUGUUCUACGCUCUGAAGUACCGCCCACUGGCGCAGGCUGUUCCUCUUGCACAGGAGGAUUGAGAAAGGGUAUCUGAGUCCGAGAAUGUGAUGAGGAUUGAAGAGGGGGCUUUCUCUUGUCGUGUUUCCUUUCCUUGAUUUCUGGGUGUUUUCUGUUUCUCCGGCAUUUCUCCAACUAUGGCUAUCUGAGAGCCUUUUCCUCUGUAAUAAAAACAAAAGGGCUUGAGAUUCCUGUCUUUCAACUACUCACCCCACUGUCUUCUUCCCAAGUUUACGCUGCUUUUGUUCUGCAUAAACAUGUGUUAGUGUGUUUA